Molecule: messenger RNA, 886 nt
Organism: Nematostella vectensis (starlet sea anemone)
Lineage: Eukaryota; Metazoa; Cnidaria; Anthozoa; Actiniaria; Edwardsiidae
Exons: 3
Coding region: 142-531 (129 amino acids)
Source: RefSeq, a predicted model, not a curated record
CGCGGUACAAGAGGCCGUCGAGGAUGAUUCGCCUUUCCCGUGGCUGUUCCGAAGCCAGCAAUCGUUGUCUUUGAGUGUCCCGCUCCCACCGUCGUGCUGAGGGAUAUCCUGUACCUGGUGUCAGCGGUAACCUUCGCCGCUAUGAUAUGCUUUGUUAUCAACUUCGUCAUGAAGAUGCAUAUCCAGUCGAAGGUCAAAUCACUCCAGGGAGGGCGUCUUGCAAGCAUCACAGAGGUGCACCAGUUCCAAGAGAAGACUGGUGCUUGUCCAUCUAUUGCGUCGACAGACCGCCAAGAGAGUAAUGCUCUCGUGACCACCGAGGUGAACGUCCAGCCGUCCCCGCCCGUAAAGAACAAGGAGAUUGCAUCCUCUACAGGACUCAAGGAGCUCCGCCCUUUUAAUCUGAGUGCAUCAUGGUACACACAAAGCCUCGAGAGACUUGCCGCUUGUGCAGGGGCGUCAAGUCACACUCCAUCCCUCACUCGCCGAGCUUCUGAAUACGCUGAUGAGACCCCUCAGCUUAGAGUUUGAGCAAAUGAAGCCUUUGCCAUCGUCAGCUAAACGACCUGUGUUGGUUACCUUUGAUGGCAGAUACGCGACCAUUCGACGUCGCGUCAAGGUUCAUCUGAUGGAUUACUGCGCAACAGAACCAGACCACAUGUCAGCGAUCCUAUCUUCUGUCAGCCAGGUGUCACAUGAUGAGCAUGAGUGGAUGGUGGCAGAGAUGUCUGAGCACCUUAAAGAUAACACAGUCAGUGUAACCACUCUGCUCCGUCCUCUCUCAGUGUCUGUAUUUUGUUGCGUGAAUGAGGAAGCUCAGGACGAGGAGACAAAACAAGACCAAGCUUGCAUCAUGGCGAUUAAAGAAAUGAUCUCGCCAGUGAGA